AAAGAAACGAAGAAAUCACUGCGGAACUAGGAAGUUUUCCUCUUCCUUUAGCUGCUCCGGUGGUUGUGUUCGAUGCGAAAAUCGGUCUUUCUGAUCUGUCGUUGCGCCGCAUUUUUUCACUAGAAUAUGAAGAUCUCGGCGAAACACGGAUCAAUCCGAGGCAGCGGAAUUCUUUCGAGUGCAGCGUACGUGCGGAAGUUCCCGUAUUGGUAGCGUUGUUGAUUAUUAGGUGAAAAGUCAGUUACUUCUGAGUUGUGUAAGAACAUCUCGAGAAUACAGAUAUCAAAAAUGAUGCGUGUCUCGGUGCUUGUCUUGUCAGCCAUCGUGCUGAAGGCCUCCGGUUUGUCCGUGAAGAAAGCGUUGAAGUGCUGCGAUCCGGAGGCGAAGCCCGACAUCGGCGGCGAGGCGGACGCGGAGGUGGCCACUACUCCGAAGGCGGAAACGGGUACCGGUGAUGCGACGGAAGAGAAGAAGGAAGAGGAGAUCGCCCCCAUUGUCGAGGAGGAGAAGAAGAAGACGCCGGAAGCCACCCCAGACGCGUCUCCGAACACCGGCACUGCCCCUGGCUCCGAUGUGGAGCCGGCGACCACUGGUAUUGUUUGUGCUGAGUGUGGCAAUUACGUAUGUACUACAAGUAAUUUCCCUGCAGAUGAUGAAACGUAGCCGCCGGCCACAUGCAAGUGCGCCUUCCGGAUACUCCUCCUCUUGGUGUUUUCGUAUUCAUCGCGUUGAAACAGAGCUCGUAAUCCUUGUGCUCAUUCCCUCCACAGGUGGAGCGACGCCGGCGGCUGCAUCCUCCUCCUCGCAGGACCCGGGGGCAACGGAGGAAACCGCGGUGGUCCCGAAUGCGGACACUGGCGCGGCAUCUGGAACCGGCGAGUGCAAAACCAAAGGCAAGAACAAGAAGGGCAGGUGCUCGAUCAUGUAGAAGGAGACCCGAGGACGGGUCAUCUGCCGCUGGGCCUGAAGAAGCUUCUUCAGAACCCAGAGUUGGACUUGGAAUAAAGUAGAUGUACAUUAUGAGACUAUAGUUCAACAACUUCUGAAGCUCUACUGUAGACCCAGCCUGCUCACGAGGGAGGCAUGCUCCUGUGGUUGUCCACGAGGGCGGAGGCAUAUUUACUCCUGAUGGCGUUUCGUGCCUUUGGUUUUGCAUCUUUCAAUGCACCGAUUUUGCCAGUUUUGCCGUACCGUACUACAAGGACCUGUGAUCAU
Molecule: messenger RNA, 1215 nt
Organism: Amoebophrya sp. A120
Lineage: Eukaryota; Dinophyceae; Syndiniales; Amoebophryaceae
Source: the annotation of a GenBank genome assembly